AUGAUUGGUCUCAUGCAAGAAAAUGGACCCUGCAAGGUGAACGCGGAUUCUAAUUCGACAGAGUUGAACCCCUGGUCGUGGAACAACUACGUGAACAUGCUGUACAUUGAUCAGCCUAAUCAAGUUGGCUUCAGCUAUGAUGUGCCGACAAACGGUACCUUCGACCAAGUCACCGGCGGAUGGAACCUGUCUGAGUGGACUCACGGAGUGCCUGAGCAGAACAACACCUUCUACGUUGGUACGACCACCAGUCAGAAGAAGACGGCGACAGCCAACAGUACCGAAAACUCGGCACGAUCUCUCUGGCACUUCGCGCAGACUUGGUUCAGCGAGUUCCCCGAAUACAAGCCUCAUGAUGACAGGGUUAGCAUCUGGACCGAGUCCUACGGCGGUCGCUAUGGUCCAUCGUUCACGGCUUUUUUCCAGGAGCAGAAUGAGAAAAUUGCCAACGGCAGCAUUCAUAACCCGGAAGACUCGCACUACAUCCACUUGGAUACCCUUGGUAUCAUCAACGGCUGCGUCGAUCUUCUAGUGCAGGAGCCCUCCUAUGUUCAGAUGGCUUACAACAACACCUACGACAUUCAAACCAUUAACAAAACCAUCUAUGAUCAAGCCAUGCACGCCUGGAGUCGGCCUGGUGGAUGCAAGGACUUGAUUACAGAGUGCCGUGCCUUGGCUGCUGAGGGCGACCCCCAAAUGUACGGCACCAAUCAAACAGUCAACAAGGCAUGCCAAAAGGCCGACAGCUUCUGCAGUAACAGCGUCGAGGGAGUAUACCUGGAAUACGCAGACCGUGGCUACUACGACAUUGCACACAAGAACCCGGACCCUUUCCCAGAACCAUACUUCCUCGGCUGGCUGAACCAGCACUGGGUCCAAGGCGCGCUGGGCGUCCCAAUCAACUUCACUGAAUCGAACGAUGGUGUCUACUACGCCUUUUCCUCAACGGGCGAUUACCCACGCUCAGAUGUGCGCGGCUAUCUCGAGGAUAUCGCGUACGUCCUCGACUCCGGUAUCAAGGUUGCCCUCGUCUACGGCGACCGUGACUACGCCUGCAACUGGAUCGGUGGUGAGGAAGUUAGUCUUUUAGUUGAGCAUGCCGAAGCUGCCAAUUUCCGUGAUGCGGGCUACACUCCCCUCCACACGAACUCGUCCUACAUUGGCGGUCAAGUCCGUCAGCAUGGAAACUUCUCCUUCACCCGGGUCUACGAAGCUGGUCAUGAAGUUCCAGCUUACCAGCCUCAAACUGCGUAUGAAAUUUUCCAUCGUUCACUUUUCAACCGUGAUCUUGCUACGGGUAAAAUCAAUACUGCUCACAAUACCUCAUAUGCCACGAAUGGCCCGGAGUCGACUUGGGAUAUCAAGAACGAUGUUCCUGAGAGUCCUGGGCCGCUUUGCUAUAUCCUUUCUCUUGGUUCAACAUGCACUGAUGAGCAGAUCAAGGCUGUUGAAAAUGGGACCGCACUAAUUGAGGAUUGGGUGGUUGUUGGUGGGAAGUCCUAG
This is a messenger RNA of Penicillium nucicola, 1503 nucleotides long. It is a transcript of the gene cp1, whose product is annotated as putative carboxypeptidase S1. Gene Ontology annotation, biological process: proteolysis. Gene Ontology annotation, cellular component: fungal-type vacuole. Bases 1 to 1503 code for a protein of 500 amino acids. The record is from RefSeq and is a predicted model, not a curated record. NCBI's taxonomy places the organism in Eukaryota, Fungi, Ascomycota, Eurotiomycetes, Eurotiales, Aspergillaceae. The transcript has a single exon. Gene Ontology annotation, molecular function: serine-type carboxypeptidase activity.